AUGCGUUCCUUCAAAUCUAAUUUGCGAUUGGGAGAGUUUAGUGGAUCCCUUGGUGAUCUGGGGACGCUCUUGCCUAUCAUGCUGUCGCUUUCACUCACGGGUCAGGUUGACCUCACUGCUAGUUUGAUUUUUGGCGGUCUCUGGAACAUUCUCACUGGCCUGACUUUCAGGAUGCCCAUGUGUGUCCAGCCUAUGAAAUCGAUUGCUGCAAUUGCUCUUACGAACCACAUGUCGAUUGGAUCGGUGAUGAGUGCCGGUAUGGGAGUGUCAGCAGUGGUCAUGGUCCUUGGUUUGACCCGUACCAUCCACUAUGUUCAAAAGUAUACCCCAAUGUCGGUCAUCCGCGGUAUUCAGCUCGGUACUGCCAUCUCAUUUGGAACCAAGGCUGCAGAUCUAGUCAAGCAGGCCAAGAGCUUUGGAGGGGAGAGUUGGACCUGGGAUAAUAACUAUGAAUGGGCUGUCUUUGCCUUUAUUAUUGUUUUCAUCUUUUAUUACCGAUCCAAACGUAUCCCGACUGCAAUGAUCCUCUUCACUAUUGGGCUGAUCAUCGCAUUCAUUAAAUUAUACACCAACCCUCCUCCCGAAGCUGUUUACCCCAAGAUUGGCGUUUACACUGUUCGUGUAACAGUCCCAACUUGGGAGGAAUUCAAACAUGGUUUUGUCUCUGCAUCUCUUGGUCAGAUUCCAUUGACCUCUUUAAACUCCGUGAUUGCAUUAGCAGCCUUAGCUAAGGAUCUGUUCCCUGAACGCCCUACGGGCACACCUACGAUUGCAGUUUCUGUAGGGAUGAUGAACUUGGUUGGAUGCUUCUUUGGAUCAAUUCCUUUUUGUCAUGGAUCAGGUGGCCUUGCUGCGCAAUAUCGAUUUGGAGCCCGCACGGAGGUUUCGAUCAUCAUCCUUGGACUACUCAAAAUCUUCUUUGGAUUGUUUUUUGGCUCGUCGCUCUCGGGAUUGAUUGCGAGUUAUCCUAGUGCCAUCUUGGGAGUGAUGUUGUUUGUCAGCGGUAUCGAAUUGGGUGCUGUCGCUCGAACGGUCAACGAUGGUAUCUACGAUGACCGGAAGCGCCAUGCCAACUUUAUUGUUAUGAUUACGACUGCAAGCAUGUUGGUAGGCUUUAAGAAUGAUGGUAUUGGUUUCUUGGGAGGUUUGGUCGCAGCAGUUUGCUUUUACAUUGGUUCAAAGUACAUGGGUCGUAUGGAUGAUGAGGAUAUCCAGACCUUAACAGAAGCGCAGGGUCAGGGACAAGGUCAGGAACAAGGUCAGGAACAGCACCCAAUUGGGGGACAACUGCAGCAGCAGCAACAGCAAGGCGAGGAUCCCUCGACUAGUAAGGCUUCUGUGAGUGGAAAAGCAAAGGACGCUGCACAGGAAGAGCCACAAGUGAACAAGACCAUCAAUGUCUAA
This is a messenger RNA of Lobosporangium transversale, 1404 nucleotides long. RefSeq lists its product as hypothetical. Gene Ontology annotation, biological process: molybdate ion transport. The transcript has 2 exons. Lineage: Eukaryota; Fungi; Mortierellomycota; Mortierellomycetes; Mortierellales; Mortierellaceae. Bases 1 to 1404 code for a protein of 467 amino acids. Gene Ontology annotation, molecular function: molybdate ion transmembrane transporter activity. The record is from RefSeq and is a predicted model, not a curated record.